Arabis nemorensis is the source of this 2907-nucleotide messenger RNA. Lineage: Eukaryota; Viridiplantae; Streptophyta; Magnoliopsida; Brassicales; Brassicaceae. The record is from the annotation of a GenBank genome assembly.
AUGGCGGGUCGGAACAUAGAGAAGAUGGCAUCGAUUGAUGCACAGCUUCGUCAACUUGUUCCUGCUAAAGUUAGCGAAGACGAUAAGCUUAUUGAGUAUGAUGCUCUUCUCCUCGAUCGCUUCCUCGACAUUCUCCAGGAUUUACACGGCGAAGAUCUCCGUGAAUCGGUUCAAGAGCUAUACGAGCUUUCUGCUGCGUAUGAAGGGAAGCGUGAGCCUAAGAUGCUAGAGGAGCUAGGGAGUGUACUAACGAGUUUGGAUCCUGGUGACUCCAUUGUUAUCUCAAAGGCUUUCUCUCACAUGCUUAACUUAGCUAACUUGGCUGAGGAGGUUCAGAUUGCUUACCGUCGUAGGAUCAAGAAGCUUAAGAAGGGUGAUUUCGUUGACGAGAGCUCUGCGACUACUGAAUCUGAUAUCGAAGAGACUUUCAAGAGGCUCGUUACGGAUCUUGGUAAAUCUCCUGAAGAGAUCUUUGAUGCCUUGAAGAAUCAGACUGUGGAUCUUGUUUUGACUGCUCAUCCUACUCAAUCUGUGCGUAGAUCGUUGCUUCAGAAGCAUGGGAGGAUAAGGGACUGUCUUGCUCAAUUGUAUGCAAAGGAUAUUACUCCUGAUGAUAAGCAGGAGCUUGAUGAGUCUCUGCAAAGAGAGAUUCAAGCUGCGUUUCGCACGGAUGAGAUUAGAAGAACACCUCCAACCCCGCAAGAUGAAAUGAGAGCUGGAAUGAGCUAUUUCCACGAGACGAUCUGGAAAGGUGUCCCUAAGUUCUUGCGCCGUAUGGACACGGCUCUGAAAAACAUUGGGAUUGAUGAACGUGUUCCUUACAAUGCCCCAUUGAUUCAGUUCUCUUCGUGGAUGGGCGGUGAUCGUGAUGGUAAUCCGAGGGUCACACCUGAGGUCACUAGAGAUGUGUGCUUGUUGGCUAGAAUGAUGGCUGCCAAUCUCUACUAUAACCAAAUCGAGAAUUUGAUGUUUGAGUUGUCUAUGUGGCGUUGCACUGAUGAGUUUCGUGCGAAGGCUGAUGAAAUCCACAGGAACUCAAGGAAAGAUGCUGCAAAACAUUACAUAGAAUUCUGGAAGACAAUUCCUCCAACUGAGCCAUAUCGUGUGAUUCUUGGUGAUGUGAGGGAUAAACUCUAUCACACACGUGAGCGCUCUCGCCAGUUGCUGAGUAAUGGAAUCUCGGACAUCCCCGAAGAAGCUACUUUCACCAACGUGGAACAGUUCUUGGAACCUCUUGAGCUCUGCUACCGAUCACUAUGUUCAUGUGGUGACCGCCCAAUAGCUGAUGGAAGCCUUCUUGAUUUCUUGAGGCAAGUCUCAACCUUUGGACUCUCUCUUGUGAGACUUGACAUUAGGCAAGAGUCUGAACGCCACACCGAUGUCUUGGAUGCGAUCACCAAGCACUUGGACAUCGGUUCCUCCUAUAGAGACUGGUCUGAAGAAGGUAAACAGGAAUGGCUUCUAGCUGAACUAAGCGGCAAGCGUCCACUUUUCGGACCUGAUCUUCCCAAAACUGAAGAAAUUUCUGAUGUUCUUGACACAUUCAAAGUCAUAUCCGAGCUGCCUUCAGACUGCUUUGGAGCUUACAUUAUCUCUAUGGCAACUUCACCUAGUGAUGUGCUUGCGGUUGAGCUUUUACAGCGCGAAUGCCAUGUGAAAAAGCCACUUAGAGUUGUUCCACUCUUUGAGAAGCUAGCUGAUCUUGAAGCAGCUCCUGCCGCUGUUGCAAGACUGUUUUCUUUAGACUGGUACAAAAACCGUAUCAACGGGAAACAAGAAGUUAUGAUUGGUUACUCAGAUUCAGGAAAAGACGCUGGGCGUCUCUCAGCUGCUUGGGAACUAUACAAAGCUCAAGAAGAGCUUGUGAAGGUUGCUAAGAAAUAUGGAGUGAAGCUAACUAUGUUCCAUGGGCGUGGCGGCACAGUUGGAAGAGGAGGUGGUCCCACUCAUCUUGCUAUAUUGUCUCAGCCACCGGAUACUGUUAAUGGCUCACUCCGAGUCACGGUUCAGGGUGAAGUCAUUGAGCAAUCAUUUGGAGAGGCACACUUAUGCUUUAGAACACUUCAGCGUUUCACAGCUGCUACUCUUGAGCAUGGAAUGAACCCUCCAAUUUCACCAAAACCCGAGUGGCGCGCUUUGCUGGAUGAAAUGGCGGUUGUUGCAACUGAGGAAUACCGAUCUGUCGUUUUCCAAGAACCUCGAUUUGUGGAGUACUUCCGCCUCGCUACACCAGAGCUGGAGUAUGGACGUAUGAACAUCGGAAGCAGACCUUCAAAGCGAAAACCGAGCGGUGGGAUCGAAUCUCUCCGUGCAAUCCCAUGGAUCUUUGCUUGGACACAAACAAGAUUCCAUCUUCCUGUAUGGUUAGGAUUCGGAGCAGCUUUCAGGUUUGCAAUCAAGAAGGAUGUGAGGAACCUCCACAUGCUGCAAGAUAUGUACAAACAGUGGCCGUUUUUCCGAGUCACCAUCGAUCUUAUUGAAAUGGUGUUCGCCAAGGGAGACCCCGGGAUCGCUGCUUUGUACGACAAACUUCUCGUCUCAGAAGAUUUAUGGGCCUUUGGAGAGAAACUCAGAACCAACUUUGAAGAAACCAAGAACCUCGUCCUUCAGACUGCUGGACACAAAGACCUUCUUGAAGGAGACCCUUACUUGAAACAGAGACUUAGACUUCGUGACUCUUACAUUACAACCCUCAAUGUUUGUCAAGCCUACACGUUGAAGAGGAUCCGUGAUCAAAACUACAAUGUGACUCUUCGACCACGCAUUUCCAAAGAGAUCAUGCAAUCAAGCAAAUCAGCACAAGAACUGGUCAAGCUUAACCCAACGAGUGAAUACGCGCCUGGUCUUGAGGACACACUCAUCUUAACCAUGAAGGGUAUUGCCGCUGGAUUGCAAAACACCGGUUAA